AUGUGUGUCAAAGGGAAGCAAGACCAGCCGCAGUUUGCGCGUCUGCCGUCGAACGUCAAGCCCAUCAAGUAUACGGUGGACUACGACGUGAUUGACCUUGACCGGUUCCGCUUCGAAGGCACGGAGCGCGUGGAAGUGGACAUCGUGGAAGCCACGUCGACCAUCACGUGUCACGCCGUGGAGCUGUGGGUGCACUCGGUCACGUUGUCAGUCCACGGUCAAGACGCGGCGCCGGUCGAGGCCGAUGAAAUCCGGUACAUCUCCAAGGACGAGUCGGUCACGUUUGUGUUUCCGUCGACGAUCCCCGCGGGGUCCAAGGCGACGCUGUCGCUUUCGUUCCACGGCAUCCUCAACGACAAGCUCAAGGGGUUCUACCGCAGCCAGUACACGCAGGACGGCGAGAGCCGCACGAUGGCCGUGACGCAGUUCGAAGCGUGCGACGCGCGCCGCGCCCUCGUGUGCUGGGACGAACCUGCGAUCAAGGCGUCGUUCCAGCUGUCGAUGGUGACCCCCGUAAACCGCGAAGCCAUCUCCAACACGCCCGUGCUGUCUACCCUCGUCCGCCCGUCCAAGACCAACCCCAAGCAGCUCGAGAAGCGGUGGCAGUUCGACGAGACCCCCGUCAUGAGCACGUACUUGCUGGCGAUGGUCGUGGGCGAGUUCGACUUUGUGUCGGGCUUCACCAACGAAGGCGUGGUUGUCCGUGUGUACACGCCCGUGGGCCGGUCCGAGCGCGGCCAGUUUGCGCUCAAAGUGGCCACGCAAUGCCUGAGCUUCUUCACCCACAAGUUUGGCAUCCCGUACCCGUUGGCCAAGCUCGACAUGCUCGCGAUUCCAGACUUUAACGCAGGGGCUAUGGAGAACUGGGGUAUAGUUACGUACCGCGAGAGUAUUCUGCUGGCGGACGAAGCGACCAGCAGCUUUGCGCACAAGCUUGGCACGGCGCACACUGUGUGCCACGAACUGGCGCAUCAGUGGUUUGGCAACUUGGUGACGAUGGAGUGGUGGACCGAGCUGUGGCUAAACGAAGGGUUUGCGCGCUUUAUGGAGCACGAAGCGAUGCAUGACAUCUUCCCGCAGUGGAAUGUAUGGGCCAACUUUGUACAAGACCCGCUGGCCCUCACGAAGGACGCGAUGGCGUCGUCGCAUCCGAUUGAAGUGGUGGUGCACCAUCCGGAUGAAAUCGACCAAGUGUUUGAUGUGAUUGCAUACCGCAAGGGCGCCGCCGUGAUUCGCAUGUUGGCGAAUUUCGUCGGCAAUGACAAGUUUUACAUUGGCAUGCACAAUUACUUGGUGAAAUUUGCCUAUGGCAACGCCAAGACAAUCGACUUGUGGCACGCGUUGGAAGCAGCGUCAGGCCUCGAGCUCACAUCUAUGGCGCACACAUGGACAACUCAAACGGGGUUUCCCGUUGUGAAUGUGACCAAAGCAGCCAAUGGAAGCUACCAACUGACUCAAUCGCGGUUCUUCGCCGACGGCACCCGCGACUCUGGACCGAACAAAACCGUGUGGGAUGUGCCUCUGACGUACGUCACGUCGACUUCGCGGGGGGCGCAGUCGGCAGGUAUUUGGCCAGGUCAUUGCGCUGAGUGGGAGCUCGCGAUUCCAUCCUCUUCCGACUCGUGGGUCAAGGUCAACGCAUUGCAGCAAGGGUUUUACUUGGUGAAUUACUCGUCCGAGCUCUGGAAGGCACUGAAAGGUCCCGUGUCCACCCAAGAGCUGGACGUGGUGGAUCGUGUGGCCCUGCUGCAGGCACUGUUCUUCCUAUCUCGAGCCGGCCAUGUGAGCAUCGUCGACGCCCUCGAGUUUGCCCAAGCGUAUGCCCUGGACACUGAGUACUUGGUGUGGAAGGAGUUGUCGGACAACUUGGUUCAGAUUGUCGCCCUCUUUGACGACCAAGUGUGGUUCCCGUCGUUUCAAGCGUACAUUCGUCGUCUGUACGCGCCGAUCAUGGCCCGCCUCACGUGGACCCACCUUGCAACCGACUCGGACUUGACCAAGCAGUUGCGCCGCCAAGUGAUUGGGAUGCUGGGCCGGGCCAACGACGACGCCGUCAUCGCCGAAGCCACGCGGCGAUUCCAGCAAUCGAUGCAUCAAAACACUGUGCUGCCUUCGGACUUCCGCGCCGACGUCUUCCGCCUCCACAUCACAACCACGUCCGAGCCAGAGCUAGCGUUUGCGCAUUUAACGCAGCUGUACCAUGCAAGUUCGACCGAGCCCGACGUCAAGCUCGAAAUCGUGUACGCGAUGGGUCUAUUUCCGCAGCCACUUGUCAAGCAGCGCGUGCUCGAGUGGGGGCUCCAGAACGUGCGCCCCCAGGAUAUCUCGAUGCCGUUCGCGGGGGUUGCCGCCACCGCCGCCGGCGCGUCCGUCGCGUGGGCAUAUGUCCAGGCCAACUGGGACUCACUCAACGCCCAGUACCCGAAUCCCCGCGUUGUGGGUCGGAUUCUGAACGCGUCGAUCCGGGCGCUCAAGACGGACACCGACGCCACAGACGUCGAGACGUUCCUGCUGCCACGUCAGCACGCCGCGUACAGUCGGUCGGUGGAGGAAACCCUAGAGAGCAUCCGCAUCAAGCACGCCGUGGCCACUCGCGACGCCCCGCGCCUGCGACAAUGGCUCGAGUAGACGGCGACAGACUUGUAUGUGUGACACUGCUGGGGGCGUGCUUUGAAAGAAAAGAGAGAGUAUAUUGAAUAGUCCAUGGAAUAUGAUGUACUGUAACGACUGUUUGUGGUGGGAUA
Messenger RNA from Aphanomyces astaci, 2744 nucleotides. RefSeq lists its product as hypothetical. The transcript is spliced from 8 exons. Gene Ontology annotation, molecular function: zinc ion binding; metalloaminopeptidase activity; peptide binding. The coding region runs from base 1 to 2628 and encodes 875 amino acids. The record is from RefSeq and is a predicted model, not a curated record. Gene Ontology annotation, cellular component: cytoplasm. Gene Ontology annotation, biological process: peptide catabolic process; proteolysis. NCBI's taxonomy places the organism in Eukaryota, Oomycota, Saprolegniomycetes, Saprolegniales, Verrucalvaceae.